Molecule: messenger RNA, 2167 nt
Organism: Drosophila simulans
Lineage: Eukaryota; Metazoa; Arthropoda; Insecta; Diptera; Drosophilidae
Product: hippocampus abundant transcript 1 protein
Exons: 1
Coding region: 524-2038 (504 amino acids)
Biological process (GO): transmembrane transport
Molecular function (GO): transmembrane transporter activity
Source: RefSeq, a predicted model, not a curated record
CAAACCAUAUUUUAAGGCACGAAAUUGUGUUAAAUUAUUGUUUAUGGUUUACUUUAAAAAAGUUCGGAAUGUUUGGUUUUACAUUCGAAUGUGAUUGCGAAUUCGUAUAUUGCGCUACUUGUUGGUUUAAAUAGUUUAUAUGCUACUUGUAAAUGGGAACCUUUAGUUUUAAUUGCCAGAAUCAAGAGAAAUGUUUGUUAUUAUUGUUGGCUGGGAUGAAUAAUAUACAUAUGUAUAUAUUCGAAAUAUGUUUAGCUCUCUUUCAAAUAAACUCAAUAAAAUCGAUUUAAUCACAAUUGGUAAUAUUUUGUUCGUACAUAAAAUGUACAAACUUAAGUUGAAACAUCUUAAAAAACGAUAUAUUUUUUUAAACGACAAAAUAGUAUAGUAUAGUUCGAGUAUCAUGUUUUUUCCAGUGCAGUCAUAACUAUAUUUGCCAUAAGACUGAGGCGUAUAAAUUGGAUUUAAACUGGAGUUGUCAGGCUAUUCUGGCGUUAACCAGUUCGCGGACAGAACACCUAAAAUGGCGCAGUUUAAGUUUCUUAGACCCCUGGUGACAGUAUUGGUUAAUCGUUCUGGAAUCGGAAAAGCCAGUGUUUGGCACGCGGUGAUCGUUACGUUUAUGCACUACUUUUCCUGGGGUCUUCUCACCGUGCCCUUCAUCGAGAAACUGUCGGGAUCGUUUGGGAAUCGCGUCCUUCUCGUCGAUGGACUGGUUUACGGAGUUAGAGGAAUCCUGGGAUUUGUGACCACGCCUGUGAUGGGCGCCAUUUCCGAUUUCCGUGGCCGAAAAGUGGUGAUGCUACUGGCUGUGGCCACCACCUACGCUCCAAUUCCAUUCAUGAUGUUGAAGAGUUGGUGGUUCUUCGCCAUUCUCACUGUGAGCUCCAUCUGUGGGAGCACUUACUCCUCUUCAUUGGCCUAUGUGGCAGACACAACCAGUGUUGAGAAUCGUUCAAAAGGAUAUGGCUUUGUGGCGGCCAGUUUUGGGGCUGGAAUAGCAUUUUCGCCAUCGUUGGGGAAUUAUUUGAUGAAAUCGUACGGGUCUGCAUCAGUUAUUUUGAUAGCCACCAUCACUGGCAUGAUGAAUAUCUUGUUUAUCAUAUUUGCGGUGCCAGAGAGUUUAGUUUUGAAGGAGAAAAAGGUUAUGUUGAAUGAAAUGAAUGAUAACAAGGUGGAGGACACGAAAGCGGAGGACAUAAGCCCAAAGGAAAAGAAAGAGAUCUUAAAUGGAGAAGUAAAGUUGACCGUUGAAUCGAAGAAACCCACCUCACAGAAUCUAGUCGCAAGUAAAGAGCAGGACCAAGAGUUAAACAAAGAGGAAAACCUACAGAAUGAUUUAACCGAAAAGGAGAAAGAUGAUACUGAAUCCCUAAACACUUCCGAUCUUUGGAAAGUGCUGCGUAAAAGUCGUAAGGAUAAGAACCUACUCGUGAUAUACUUCAUAACAUUCCUGUCGAUUUGGCCCUUUGCAGGAGUGGAUUCUACUGCACCCGUGUAUCUGAAAACAAAUAUGGGAUUUGAGUACGAGGAGGUGUCCAUGAUGUUGGGAUUACUGUCUGUCCUGGCGAUCACAUCCAAUAUCCUCCUCGGUUAUAUUAUGAAUAUAGUAGGGGCCAAGUGGUCGAUCCGUCUGGGACUUUUACUGUUGUUCUUGCAAAUGCUUUUCUUCGGCUUUGGAACCCAUCAUUGGAUGUACUGGUUAAGCAGUAUCUUGGCCGCACUGGCAACAAUUAUUCCCGCUGCCAAUAACGCGGUGGCUUCCAUCUACGCCAGUCCCGAGAAUCGGGGUGCUGUCCUGGGCAUUAUCUCUGGCAUCGAGUGCUUGAGCGAGGGUGUGGGACCUGCCUUUUUUGGAUUGCUCUUCUUCAUUUUCCAGGAUGAUUCGGAUACUGAUCUUAAAGUAAAUUCUCCAAUUCCAAUGCCCUUCGUCAUAAGUGCCAUUAGUGUAUUUGUGGCCAUCGUCUUGAGUGGUUUCAUUCAGAAGGAUACUCUUGGAAAUGAAGAAACUAGAGACGCCAACGAAAGCCAUCUUUAAAGGGGAAAAAUAGAGAUAUUUAUAACUAGAUAUUAAGGACUGCUACUGUGGUUUGGAUUGUAAAGAACGCAGACUUACGUUAUUGUAAUUUAACUAAUUUUUAACUUAAUUAAAGUCUUUAACGCGAAA